UUGCUAGCGAUCGCGUUGGCGGCGGUUGGUAAAAUUUCAAUUAAUUUCGUGCAAAAAACAUAAAAAGUGCUCGCGCAAGUGAACCUGAAACGCGGGGCGGAACGAGUGCGCACACGAUGACGGCACCGAUCGAGAUCCCGCUGCGGGACACGGACGAGGUCAUCGAGCUCGAUCCGGAACAGCUGCCCGAUGGGGAGGAGGUGCUGGGCAUUUUGCGCCAGGAGCGGUCCCAGCUCAACACCUGGGUCACCGUGGCGCUCGCUUACUACAAGCAAAAUAAGACGGAGGAUUUUAUUAAGAUUUUGGAUGGUUCGCGGGUGGAUGCGAACAUUUCGUACCGGGACUUUGAGAAGGACCAGAUGCGGGCGUACGACAUGCUGGCCGCGUACUACGUGCAGGAGGCGAACCGGGAAAAAUCCAAGGAUAAGAAGCGCGAACUGUUCAUGAAGGCGACUCAUUUGUACACGACGGCGGACAAGAUUAUCAUGUACGACCAGAACCACUUGUUGGGUCGGGCUUAUUUCUGUCUGCUUGAAGGGGACAAGAUGGAGCAGGCCGACGCGCAGUUCAACUUUGUGCUGAACCAGUCGCCGUCGAACAUUCCGUCGCUGCUGGGUAAGGCGUGUAUCGCGUUCAAUAAGAAGGAUUAUCGCGGCGCGUUGGCGUUCUACAAGAAGGCGCUGCGCACCAACCCGAACUGUCCGGCGGCGGUGCGGCUCGGGAUGGGACAUUGCUUCCUGAAGAUGAACAACCAGGAGAAGGCCAAGUUGGCGUUCCAGCGUGCGCUGGAUCUGGACCCGGCUUGCGUGGGCGCCCUGGUCGGGUUGGCCAUCCUGAAGCUGAACCUGCACGAGCCCGAGUCGAACCGGCUGGGUGUGCAGAUGCUGUCGAAGGCGUACACGAUCGAUUCGACCAACCCGAUGGUGCUGAACCACCUGGCGAACCACUUUUUCUUCAAGAAGGACUACCAGAAAGUGCAGCAUCUGGCGCUGCACGCGUUUCACAACACGGAAAACGAAGCUAUGCGGGCGGAGAGUUGCUACCAGUUGGCGCGGGCGUUCCACGUGCAACGGGACUACGAUCAGGCCUUCCAGUACUACUACCAGUCGACGCAGUUUGCUCCGGUGAACUUUGUGCUGCCGCACUUUGGGCUGGGUCAGAUGUACAUCUACCGUGGGGACUCGGAGAAUGCGGCGCAGUGCUUCGAGAAGGUGCUGAAGGCUCAGCCGGGCAAUUACGAGACGAUGAAGAUCUUGGGUUCGUUGUACGCGAGUUCGAGUUCGCAGUCGAAGCGUGACAUCGCCAAGAAUCAUCUGAAGAAGGUUACGGAGCAGUUUCCGGACGACGUCGAGGCGUGGAUCGAGCUGGCGCAGAUUCUGGAGCAGAACGACCUGCAAGGGUCGCUGCAGGCGUAUGCGACGGCCACCAGCAUCCUGAAGGACAAGGUCAAGGCGGACAUUCCGCCGGAGAUUUUGAACAACGUUGCCGCGCUGCACUACCGGUUGGGCAACAUGGAAAAGGCGAUGGAGAAGCUGGACACGGCCAUCGAUCGGGCCAAGGUCGAGGCUCAGCACGAUGCGCAGUACUACGACUCGAUUUCGGUCACGAUGACCUACAAUCAGGCCAGGUUGAACGAAGCGAUGGCGUCGUUCGACAAAGCGGACAAGCUGUACAAGGACAUCCUGAAGGAGCAUCCGAACUACAUCGAUUGCUACCUCCGUCUCGGCUGCAUGGCCCGUGACAAGGGUCUGAUCUUCGUGGCGUCCGAUUUCUUCAAGGACGCGCUCAAAAUCAACAUGGAAAAUCCGGACACGCGCUCGCUCCUAGGAAAUCUCCACUUGGCCAAGAUGCAGUGGACGCUCGGCCAGAAGAACUUUGAAACGAUCCUGAAAAACCCCGCGACUUCAAGUGACGCGUACUCGCUGAUUGCCCUUGGAAAUUUCUGGCUCCAAUCGCUGCACCAACCCAGCAAGGACAAGGAAAAGGAGAAAAAGCACCAGGAGAAGGCACUCGCCAUCUACAAGCAGGUCCUACGUAACGACCCCAAGAACAUCUGGGCCGCCAACGGAAUCGGCGCCGUGCUCGCCCACAAGGGCUGCAUCAUCGAGGCGCGUGACAUUUUCGCCCAAGUCCGCGAAGCGACCGCCGACUUUUGCGACGUUUGGCUCAACAUUGCGCACAUCUACGUCGAGCAGAAGCAGUACAUCAGCGCCAUCCAGAUGUACGAAAACUGUCUCAAAAAGUUCUACAAGCAUAACAACGUCGACGUGAUGCAAUACCUCGCCCGGGCGUACUUCCGCGCCGGCAAGCUCAAGGAAGCCAAAAUGACCCUGCUGAAGGCGCGCCGAGUCGCGCCCCAAGACACGGUCCUCCUCUUCAACAUCGCACUCGUCCUCCAACGUCUCGCCAUGAUGGUCCUCCGCGACGAAAAGUCCGUCCUCACCGUCGUCCUGCAAGCGGUGCACGAGCUCGGACUCGCCCACAAGUACUUCAACUAUCUGUCCGUGCACGGCGACAAAACGCGCUACAACAUCGCCCUGGCCGCGGCCGAAGCCAGCCAGUGCCAGGAUCUGCUCCAGCAGGCCCAGUACCACGUCUCCCGUGCCCGCAAGAUCGACGAAGAGGAACGCUCACUCCGUCAAAAGCAGGAACAGGACCGCGAAGAGUUCAAGCGGCGCCAACGCGAGGAACGCUCCCGCAUGGAGGAAAUGCGCCGCAAAGCGCACGAAGAAAUGCUCGCCAAGCGUAUCGAGUACAAGGAGAAAACCAAGAACGCCCUCUUUUUCGCCGAACAAGCCCCCGAAAAGAAAAAGGGAGGCCGCGGCCGCAAGGACUACAUCUCCGACUCGGACGCGUCCGGCCCGCCCGGCGGCAGUGGCGGCGAAGAGGGCGGACCACCGCGCGAACGCAAACGCAAGGAACCCGGCGAGAAGAAGAAGCGCAAACCGGGCGGCGGACGCAAGAAGAAGGAAAAGGCCCCCGGCGGCGAUUCCGACUCGGACGACGGAGACUCCGCGCCGAAAAAGCGCGGCCGCAAGAAGGGCUCGAUGGGCUCCAAAAAGAAGCAACACAUGGAGGAAGGUCUCUCCUCGAAGCAAAAGUCCCGAAUCGUCUCCAAGGCAACCGUCUCCACCAGCGAGUCGGACAGCGACCGGUCGCGGCUCAAAAUCGCCAGCGGCGACGAGUCCGGUUCGGGCGGCUCGGGAGGCGGUCCCGCGACCAAGCGCAAGCGCCGCAUCGCUUCCGGCUCGGAAAGCGGCUCGGACGGGUCGGCCAAGUCGGGCGGCGGCAGCCGCAGCCGAAGCGGCUCGCGCAGUCGUUCCGCCUCUCGGUCAAAGUCGCGGUCACAGUCGCGGUCCAAGUCACGCUCCAAGUCGCGCUCCAAGUCCCGUUCGAGGUCGAAAUCCGGCAGCCGUUCCGGAUCGGGAAGCCGCUCCGGUUCCGGCAGUCGGCAAGCUUCGCCCAUCUCGAGAAAGUCGGUGUCCGGUUCGGGAUCGGACUAGAUUGGCGAUGAUUUGCGUUACGGAAAUAUGUCUUCUAGGCGUAGUGGUUAGGCGCUGUGUGUGUGUGUGUCGCUUAGUUUAGGACCAUAUUCAACCAUUUGUUUGUUUGCUAAUUAGAAAUGACUUCAAAUUAUGAUAAUAAAAACAAUUGAUUGGAGAGCAGGUUGUUUCGGAAUUAUGACGACGU
Culex pipiens pallens (northern house mosquito) is the source of this 3690-nucleotide messenger RNA. RefSeq names its product RNA polymerase-associated protein CTR9 homolog (gene Ctr9). Gene Ontology annotation, biological process: regulation of DNA-templated transcription. Lineage: Eukaryota; Metazoa; Arthropoda; Insecta; Diptera; Culicidae. The transcript is spliced from 3 exons. Gene Ontology annotation, cellular component: Cdc73/Paf1 complex. The record is from RefSeq and is a predicted model, not a curated record. Bases 117 to 3503 code for a protein of 1128 amino acids. Gene Ontology annotation, molecular function: RNA polymerase II complex binding.